Messenger RNA from Brassica rapa (field mustard), 1181 nucleotides. RefSeq names its product signal peptidase complex subunit 3A. Gene Ontology annotation, cellular component: membrane; signal peptidase complex. The record is from RefSeq and is a predicted model, not a curated record. NCBI's taxonomy places the organism in Eukaryota, Viridiplantae, Streptophyta, Magnoliopsida, Brassicales, Brassicaceae. Gene Ontology annotation, biological process: protein targeting to ER.
UAAAUUUCUGCAUUAACUUAAAACAUCAAAAUAUAUAUUAGGAAAGAGUAUUUAUUUCGUUUUGUUUUUUUGUGUGAAAAGGACUGUGUAGCCGCCUCUACAGUAGGUGCAAUAGCGUUAUCAUUGUGCUAAUCAAUCAACUUGUAUAGUGUGCCACUAAUUUUGCGAACACAUGCCAUAUUAAAUUUGACCCAUAAAGCACCGAAUCCGUGAGAGAUUUAUGAGUUGAUUAUGAUGUUUUCUUUUUCGUAACAGAAAGUGUUGAUAAAAUCUUUGAGAAGUAGCUGCAAAUAGUACUCCAAAAGGUCAAACGAGGGUACGAACUGAGAGAUCACUCGAAUGGUACGACGAGUAAAACGUCUCACAGAAACGGGCUUUUAAAUGAAUUUUUGUCACCCAUUGGGCCUAAUAAAUGACAUUCCUAAGCCUAAACAAAAUCCCGGUUUAAUCUGUCAUCGAUAAUAAUUGGAUUCCGGUUUACACAUUGCAAAAUAAAACGUAAAUCACAGAGGAGUAAUCGUAAAAGGCUUAAAGAUGCAUUCCUUCGGUUACAGAGCAAAUGCUCUGUUCACGUUCUCCGUCACGGCCCUCGCGUUCAUCUGCGCAAUUGCGUCUCUCUCAGACAAUUUCAGCGACCAGAAUCCAUCUGCUGAGAUCCAGAUACUUAACAUCAAUCGGUUUAAGAAGCAAUCAUAUGAAAACGAUGAGGUGAGCUUGACAUUGGACAUAACUGCAGACUUGCAGUCACUGUUUACUUGGAACACUAAACAGGUUUUUGCUUUCGUGGCAGCGGAAUACGAAACUCCAAAGAACUCCCUGAAUCAGGUUUCUCUAUGGGAUGCGAUUAUCCCUGAUAAGGAACAUGCCAAGUUCCGGAUUCAAACCUCAAACAAGUACCGUUUCAUUGAUCAGGGACAUAACCUUCGUGGGAAAGAGUUCAAUUUGACGUUACACUGGCAUGUCAUGCCCAAGACCGGCAAGAUGUUUGCUGACAAGAUUGUCAUGCCUGGUUACAGUUUGCCAGAUGCAUACAAAUGAUGAAGAUUGAAGAUAUAACUUCUAAGAGUUUAUUUUUUGUAUUUCGUUUUUUCUUUUCAUGGUAAAGAUUCAGUCUUUUUCUUUUAUUCUGUGAACUAGAAAACUAAUUUUAAAGGUACUAUUGAUCUCUACCUAAUUCUUCU